CACCAUCUUAUUGGAUACUUGGUCUAGAGAAAUUUUUUGUGUAGAAAAUUUUAUUUCUUUGAUUUUGGGGAAACCUUUUUAAGAUUGGUUUUGAAUGAGAGAAUGAAAGUGUAAGAAUCUAGAUAGUAAACUAGAGAGAAUGAAGCAGCAAUCCAAGGACCCAUUCGAAGCGGCGUUUGAGGAGCAAGAAGACUCGCCGCCAGAUUCUCCCGCGGCUCCUGAUGCCGCACGCACCGCUCCCGACACCCAAGAAGACGAUGACCCUCUUCUUCCUCCUCCUGGCUCCAAAGACCCAUCUUCCUCAGCCACGCCAUUAGCGGCACCGCCACCACCACCACCAACAACAGCAGUAACUACAGCAAGAACAACACCUGCUGCUACUACAGCUGCGCCCUCUACCUCUGCUCGGGCCGUAGUCAAGCACAACAAAGAUGAUGACGACGACGAAGAUGAAGAGAACAUGGAUGUUGAGCUCGGAAAGUUCUCUGCCACUGGCGACCCUGACAAAAUGGCCAAGAUGCAGGCUAUCUUAUCACGAUUCUCGGAGGAACAGAUGAGUAGGUACGAGUCAUUUCGGAGAGCUGGGUUUCAGAAAUCCAACAUGAAAAGGUUGUUAGGUAGCAUCAGUGGAACUCCAAAAAUUUCUAUGCCUAUGACAAUUGUAGUGUCAGGGAUAGCAAAGAUGUUUGUUGGUGAACUGGUUGAAACAGCCAGAAUAGUUAUGACAGAGAGGAAAGAAUCUGGGCCAAUCAGGCCAUGCCACAUUAGAGAAGCAUAUAGAAGAUUGAAGCUUGAAGGGAAGGUACCAAAGAGAUCCAUGUCCAGGCUCUUCCGGUAGAUGGACCAGAUUCAUUUUAUGUAUCUACUUGGACAGGCCCGCUGAUCUGUAAGUUGGAGUUGGGAUGCAGUACAUCGUCUACCCAUAUGCUUAAAGGCCAUAGCUAUUUCAACCCAAGGAGAGAACCAUACUUCGUAAAGUAUCUUCGACUUCGAUCACGUUAGGAGACAUUGAAGGGUUCAAAUCACAGCCCUGCAGGCUUGUGCUGCCAGCUCUGUGUUUUAUUUUACCCUGUAAAAUUGGAAUAAACAGAAGACUGCCCCUUGAUUGAUUGUGACCCAAGAUAACUUAUGCUUGUUAUUUGCCGCCCAUGUGCAAUUUUUGUCUCAACCAAGCCAAGAAUUGCAUGUACUUUUCGGACUUUUAGAUUCCAACUUAUAAUGUCAGACUCAUAUGGAUCCUAAUAUUCAAUUGAUGAUACUUGAAUA
This is a messenger RNA of Prunus dulcis (almond), 1266 nucleotides long. RefSeq names its product transcription initiation factor TFIID subunit 11. Lineage: Eukaryota; Viridiplantae; Streptophyta; Magnoliopsida; Rosales; Rosaceae. Gene Ontology annotation, biological process: transcription initiation at RNA polymerase II promoter; RNA polymerase II preinitiation complex assembly. The record is from RefSeq and is a predicted model, not a curated record. The transcript is spliced from 5 exons. Gene Ontology annotation, cellular component: nucleus; transcription factor TFIID complex. Gene Ontology annotation, molecular function: protein heterodimerization activity; transcription coactivator activity. The coding region runs from base 140 to 838 and encodes 232 amino acids.